Molecule: messenger RNA, 537 nt
Organism: Propithecus coquereli (Coquerel's sifaka)
Lineage: Eukaryota; Metazoa; Chordata; Mammalia; Primates; Indriidae
Gene: PANO1
Product: proapoptotic nucleolar protein 1
Source: RefSeq, a predicted model, not a curated record
AUGAAGCUGCCCAGCUCCCCCUACCUGCAAGAAGGGCGAUGGGGUGCCGCGCUCCGGACAAAGGGGAAGCGGGUUGGGAGCCGCUCCCUCCGCUCCGAGGCCGGCUCGGGCCCCUGCGCUGCUAUUAGGGCUCAGCCAGCCUCGCUAUCCGCCUGGAGACCACGACUCCGGUCACGCACGUGUCCACACAUGUCCGGUGAGGUCCCACGUGUGCGCCCCCCAGGCCUCUCCUCCUUGGGCUCCGGCCCCGGCCCCACCCCCGGGACACGUGUGCCUGGGGAGCGCGCCCGGCACCGCCGGGGCCGAGCACGGCCUCCCACACCCGGGCGGCGGGUCGGAGCAUCUGCCGGUCUAGGCCCGCGGAAGCCACCCUCUCCGGGCAGCUGUCACCUACCCCGGCCGCCGUGGCACCCCUCGGCCCCGCAGCCCAGCCGGCGGGUGGGCGCAGCGGAAGGGAGUCGCCAGGCGGGCACUCACCGCGCUGUGCCGCCGCUGCGCUCGCCUCCCCGCCGUGCCGCGCGCCCCGCCAGCACCUAG